This is a messenger RNA of Salarias fasciatus (jewelled blenny), 2642 nucleotides long. It is a transcript of the gene tfip11, whose product is annotated as tuftelin interacting protein 11. Gene Ontology annotation, cellular component: U2-type post-mRNA release spliceosomal complex. The transcript is spliced from 14 exons. The record is from RefSeq and is a predicted model, not a curated record. Bases 1 to 2496 code for a protein of 831 amino acids. Gene Ontology annotation, biological process: spliceosomal complex disassembly. Gene Ontology annotation, molecular function: nucleic acid binding. NCBI's taxonomy places the organism in Eukaryota, Metazoa, Chordata, Actinopteri, Blenniiformes, Blenniidae.
AUGUCCAUGUCACACCUGUAUGGGCGGAGAGAGGCGGAGGAGGAGGGAGUGGAGGUGGAGAGCUUUGAGGUGACGGACUGGGACCUGGCCAAUGAAUUCAAUCCAGACCGUCGCAGAUUCAGGCAGACCAAGGAGCAGGCCACCUAUGGCAUCUGGGCCGAGAAGGAUUCGGAUGAAGACGAGAGGCCGAGCUUUGGUGGCAAGAAAUCGAAAGAUUACACAACUCCAGUGAGCUUUGUGAGUGCCGGUCUGCGUAAAACUGCAGCUGAAGAGAAACAACAGCAGCAGCAAAAAGAAGGAGGCUCUGAUGACUCUGAUGAGGAUGUUCCUGCAGCGCCUCCACCGCCUCGUGGCACAGCACCCAAAAAGCUGCAGAUGUCAAGUUUCCGUGGGAAUCAGUCACAGAGAUUUGCUGGUGGUAUACAAUCCGGGCAAGGCAUUGGGAGCUGGGAGAAGCACACGAAAGGAAUUGGACAGAAGCUCCUGCAGAAAAUGGGAUACCAACCAGGAAAAGGCUUGGGCAAGAAUGCUCAAGGUAUUAUUAACCCCAUUGAGGCAAAGGUUCGUAAAGGAAAGGGAGCAGUCGGCGCUUACGGAAAUGAACGUACCCAGCAGAGUCUUCAGGACUUUCCUGUGGUCGACUCGGAAGAAGAGGAGGAGAAGGAGUUUCAGAAGGAGCUCGGCCAGUGGCGUAAGGAUCCUGCUGGGUCUGGAUUAAAGAAGAAGCCGAAGUACUCCUACAAAACUGCGGACGAGCUGAGAGCGAAAGGAAAAUUCACAGGCAGGAGCACAGCAGCUUCGGCUGGAGAGCUGGCGCAAGUCAAGGUGAUAGACAUGACUGGAAAGGAACAAAAGGUCUACUACAGUUACAGUCAAAUGUCCAGUAAGCACAGCGUUCCCGACGAAGGUCCGCCCAGCAGGGACCAGAAAGGAUCCGGCUUCGCUCUCCCAGAGCUUGAACAUAACCUGCAGCUGCUGAUAGAUUUAACAGAGCAGGACAUUUUACAGUCUGCUCGACGUCUGCAGCACGAACAAGAUGUUGUUGUCAACCUGAGCCAUGAGUCUCGAGCCCUGCAGAGCAGGCUGGACCUGGAGCAGGACGCCAUUCAGAAAAUGGAGGCCAUACUGGCUUUGGUGGAGCGUUUUCCUUCUGGGGAGACGGCACCGGGGGAGGGGCCCACCCUGCAGGAAUGCGCCCGGAUCUUUGAAACUUUACAAACUGAAUAUUAUGAUGAAUACAAGAUGAUGGGAUUGGCAGAUCUGGCCGUAGCUGUCGUUCAUCCGUUGCUCAAAGAGAAGCUUCGUUCCUGGGACCCUCUGAAGGACAAUUCUUACUGUUUGGAAGACAUCGGUCAGUGGAGAGCAAUCCUUGAAUCUCGAGACCUUCACACAAGUGGCCCCGACUCGAACAUGGAUCCUUACCACAGAUUGCUGUGGGAGGUCUGGAUCCCGGUGAUGAGGGUUUGUGUGACGGGCUGGCAGCCCCGUGUGGUCCGACCAAUGGUGGACUGCAUUGAGGUGUGGGCUCCCCUUCUGCCUGCGUGGAUAAUGGAGCACAUGAUGGACCAGCUGAUCCUACCCAGACUACAACGAGAGGUGGAUAACUGGAACCCUCUAACAGACACAGUGCCGAUCCACUCCUGGAUACACCCUUGGCUUCCCCUCUUCCACACACGUUUGGAGCCUCUUUACCCACCGAUCAGGAGCAAAUUGUCCAGCGCCUUGCAGCGGUGGCACCCCAGUGACCCCUCGGCCCGCCUCAUCCUGCAGCCGUGGAAGGACGUUUUCACUCCUGGCGCGUGGGAGGCCUUCAUGGUGAAAAACAUCAUCCCGAAACUAGCGCUGUGUCUGGAGGAGCUGGUCAUCAACCCCCACCAGCAGCAGAUGGGGCCGUUUAACUGGGUGAUGGACUGGGACGGCAUGCUGUCGCCCUCCAGCCUCGUGUCCCUGUUGGACAAAAACUUUUUCACAAAGUGGCUGCAGGUCCUGUGUUCAUGGCUGAGCAACAGUCCCAACUACGAAGAAAUCACUAAGUGGUACCUUGGCUGGAAGAACAUGUUUAGCGACGUGUUGUUGGCACAGCCCCUCAUUAAAGAGAAAUUCAACGAAGCGUUGGACAUCAUGAACCGAGCCGUGUCUUCAGGCAUGGGUGGUUAUAUGCAGCCCGGCGCCAGAGAGAACAUCGCAUAUCUCACGCAGACGGAGAGACGGAAGGACUUCCAGUACGAAGCCAUGCAGGAGCGCAGGGAAGCCGAGAGCGUGGGCCACAGGGGCGUCAGCGCCGGCGUGCCGACUAAUUUUAAAGAUCUCAUCCAGACCAAAGCAGAGGAGAACAACAUCGUCUUCAUGCCCAUAGUGGCUAAAAGGCACGAGGGAAAACAGCUGUACACAUUCGGUCGCAUUGUUAUCUACAUCGACAGGGGCGUUGUGUUUGUUCAGGGGGAGAAGACCUGGGUGCCCACGUCUUUGCAGAGUCUGAUCGAUAUGGCAAAGUGAGCAAGGAUCACUACAUCCUUUGUUUUUCCAAGUUUUUAGUCUGUUAAAUCUUCUCCACCAGUCUGUUUGUAAAAUAUAAAGAUGUAAGAAUUGUGAAUAAAUCUUUUGAACAUAUGUUUUGUGUACUUUUAUUUUUUUAAGAGUUG